Megalobrama amblycephala (Wuchang bream) is the source of this 1008-nucleotide messenger RNA. RefSeq lists its product as uncharacterized. The record is from RefSeq and is a predicted model, not a curated record. The transcript has 11 exons. NCBI's taxonomy places the organism in Eukaryota, Metazoa, Chordata, Actinopteri, Cypriniformes, Xenocyprididae. The coding region runs from base 1 to 969 and encodes 322 amino acids.
AUGCCUGCAGAGGGCGCCAACGGCCUGAUGAUUGUUGUUGUCCCACUUUACAUCAAGUCAACGACUGUGGGCAUCUCUCAGGCAGACCAUCACGGAGCCGGCUGGAGUGUUCAUCCACCUAACACACAAGAGCACACCUUUUCUGUCCUGAGACCCUCAGGUGAGCACCAAGGAAGAACACAGACGACUGUGGGCAUCCCUCAGCCAGACCAUCACGGAGCCGGCUGGAGUGUUGAUCCACCUAACACACAAGAGCACACCUUUUCUGUCCUGAGACCCUCAGGUGAUUGUGACCACCAAGGAAGAACACAGACGACUGUGGGCAUCUCUCAGGCAGACCAUCACGGAGCCGGCUAUGGUGUUGAUCCACCUAACACACAAGAGCACACCUUUUCUGUCCUGAGACCCUCAGGUGACCACCAAGGAAGAGAACAGAGUACUUCUGGUGUGAGACAGGAAAAUCCAGUCUUGCGUCUGGUUCCAAAUCAAUGUACAUCUGUAGAAAGGGCCAUUCUAGAAACACUAGAGAAAAUGGACAUGAAGAUCAACCACCUGACUUCACUGGUCCAGUCUCUAGUGGGAAACAGGCGCUUUUUACCCCCAGUGGCAGUGCAAAAUGAUGAGGAAGAUGGAAUCUUUCCUCUAGCAUCCACUGAGGAUCUAGACCGGCUGGAGCAAAGUCUGUCAGACAGAGGAUUUAUGCAGAGAAUGGUGAACAGAUUAUCCAUCAGCGGCGGGCCAACAAUGAAAAAGACCGUCUGGAGAAUCUGCACAAAGGUCUUCAGCACCAACGUCGCCCGCCAACUGAACUGGUGUGGGAGAGGUGACAAGCGGGGGAUAAGGAGGACAAACGUCGGGUCACUGUUAACCGCUUCAGCCAUGAGGAAUCCCGUCCUGCCGUCACCAACAGAAGCAGAGGCGGAAAAAUAUAUAAAAGAUUUCCUCCGCUUGGCUCCAGGGAGGGAGUAAUUGUUUAUUUAAUUUUAUUCUUAAUUUAUUUAAUUGUUU